AUGGAAGCUACUCCACCGUGGCUACGAGACGCUCUCCGCUUCGCGUUGACAGCAACACCGUCGACCCCAGCACCGUGGUUCCAGCAUGAAUACGACAGCUUCAAAGCCGCUGGCGGCGGCCCCCUUGUAGAUCCUGAUGACCCUGGAAAAGACCCACGCUUUAGGAAACUAGUCGUUGCUAUCCUAUUUAGUCGGAGGCUUCUGAAUACCUACAAUCUGGUCCUGGUGGCCGUCUUGUUGGUGUUUUCGAUAUGGCACUGGGGCGAGAAGUUUAUGAUGCACCGGUGGAGACGGGCAGCUACCACCCAGACACGCAAUAACGAGGCCAACAGCACAGAGGAUGCAGAAGCCUGGAGCAGCUCAAGCAGCACUAUAGAAGGCAGUGCAACACCACCGGAUAGUACCACUGUGAAGACAUCCAACAGCGCCAACGAAUCCAGUCCUCUGCUUCCUUCACGACGACCGCAGCCCAAGCCCGUUGGUGUAUGGAGACCAUUUUACAUACUCAAGGCCGCUCUCCAAUACCAACCGCCUCGCAUACCCGUCAUCAACAAAACGCUUCCUACCAACGCCGUCUCACUGCUUGUCCUCGCAUGGGUUGGCUUGAACAUCUUCUAUAACCUCUACCGCAUGCCCUUGACCUUCUUCUACCUCUUCGUAUUUGCCGACCGAUGUGGCCUCAUCUUCGUCGCAAAUCUGCCUUUGCUAUACCUUCUAGCCGCAAAGAAUCAGCCCAUCAAGUUUUUGACAGGCUAUUCUUACGAGAGCCUGAACAUCUUUCAUCGAAGGGUUGGUGAACUCAUGUGCUUGGAGGCUUUCUUGCACUUUUUAGGCAUGAUAGCCGUAUGGUACGGGAUGCUGAGACAUCUGGGUUUCACGCUGGUCAAGUUCCUGUUCAACCGUGUGGUUCUUCUAGGCUUGGCUGCCUUCAUCGCAUACGAGUUGAUCUACUUUACGAGUCUAGGCAGUUUCCGGCAGAGGUGGUACGAGAUAUUUCUGGGCCUUCACAUAGUGCUCCAAGUCGCCGGACUGGUGUUCCUAUGGUUCCACCACCACACCUCCAGGCCAUAUGUUGGUAUUUCCCUUGCCAUCUUCCUUAUCGACAGACUCGUGUAUCGGCUGUGGCUGAAAUCGAGCACGCAUCCCGCAACCCUUACCGUCCUCGAAGAUGACGAAACCUUCCUCGUCUCCGCAAACUGGGAAGUAGCUUCUCGAAAGUCUGCACUAGCACCGAAGAACAUGAGGCAAGGAUGGAAACCGAAUGAACACAUCUUCCUUACUGUACCCGCCUUGUCCCGAAAACACGCCAUACAAUCUCAUCCGUUUACCAUAUUUUCCGCUGCUCCGACAACAACAAACGACGAUUCGCAAGGAAAACACGCAUGGUUCACCCUGCUUAUUCGCGCCCAAGCCGAAUCAGGCUUCACUCGUACCCUCCUCCAACACGCCCGCACCACCUCGCAAACCCGCAUCCGCCUUGAUGGUCCCUAUGGCUCCUCCCACGCUCUGGAUAUGCUUGAAGCUUCUAAUACUACCAUUCUCAUCGCAGGCGGCUCUGGAAUUGCAGUCGCAUAUCCCCUUGUUCACUCCCUUCUCUGCCCCUCUUCAACCGAUCCCGAAACCGCUUCCAUCCGCACCAAGAGGAAAGUCAAGUUACUCUGGAUUACUCAUGCGCCCGACCACCGCCUGUGGAUCCCGGACAGUAAACUUGAGGAACUCGAAAACUGGGGCUUGGACGUACUCAUUCCGCCCCCGACUAGUACGGCCGGACGACCAAAUGUCGGAUAUAUUUUGAGGGAGUGGGUAGAGCAGGAAACAAGGAAAGGGGGCAGAACGGGUGUUGUGGUUAGUGGGCCUGAUGGAUUAGUGAGGGAUGUGAGGAAUACGUGUGUGAAGAUGAUAUACAAUGGUAGAGAUGUAGAUGUUCAGGUUGAGAAGUUUGGGUGGUGA
This is a messenger RNA of Bipolaris victoriae FI3, 1950 nucleotides long. RefSeq lists its product as hypothetical. The record is from RefSeq and is a predicted model, not a curated record. NCBI's taxonomy places the organism in Eukaryota, Fungi, Ascomycota, Dothideomycetes, Pleosporales, Pleosporaceae. Gene Ontology annotation, molecular function: ferric-chelate reductase activity. The transcript has a single exon. The coding region runs from base 1 to 1950 and encodes 649 amino acids. Gene Ontology annotation, biological process: intracellular iron ion homeostasis; iron ion transport; copper ion import. Gene Ontology annotation, cellular component: plasma membrane.